Messenger RNA from Anopheles stephensi (Asian malaria mosquito), 2421 nucleotides. RefSeq lists its product as uncharacterized. Bases 702 to 1370 code for a protein of 222 amino acids. The transcript has 3 exons. NCBI's taxonomy places the organism in Eukaryota, Metazoa, Arthropoda, Insecta, Diptera, Culicidae. The record is from RefSeq and is a predicted model, not a curated record.
CUGGCACAGGGUGUGCUGUGUUGGCUGUCAAGUUUGCGCAAUGUCGUUGUUUUGGUUGUGUUGUGCAAACGCACCAAUUUGCAGGCAGGUUCCGCAGGCUGCAUGAUAACAACCACGCUCCUGUAUUGUUUUAAUACCUUCGUGGGACGGUUUACGGUACGGCAUUGUGGCAUCAGCAAAAUAUGACGCGAUAUCCAACUGCUCCGCUAAACAUCGUUGCCACGAGACAAGCAAGUUAUGGGCAGUGCGCCGAACCUUCCAACCGCCAGUAGUGGGUGUUGGUAGCGAGCAGUGGUUCUUCCGGUGGUCGGUCAAGUGCGACCGAAGCGUGCGGGGAGCGUUCAGCACCAGCUGCAUCCUGCAUGAUGGUGCGGUAGCGCUAAAUUUGCAGCAUCAGCGGUGUAUGUGCGUGUGUGUGUGAAUUUUCUGAUGCAUCUGCCAACAACAUCACCCACAACGGUCGUGUUUAUUACCCAGCUCUAACCGGUGCGAUGUGGCGCUGCCCGAAACGAAGACCCCCGUACGCCGGUUCCGAUGUGUGAUAGUUUGUGCAUUCCGUAGAUGUUUUAUUUUCGAAGCUUUGUUUUAUUAUACUACCAAAUCGGAUCAUUCUUCGGUUACGCUUUGUACGCCCACGUUCGGUUCGGUGUUGUGCCUGAGUAGGGUAGACUUGUUCGGUGUGCCGGAAGAACGCCUGCACCAUGAGUCAAUUUUCCAGCAUUGCCACGUGCUUCGGUCACGUUGUGCUGGCGGCCGUGACGGGCUGGUCGUUAAAGUAUCUACCCGCCCCGAACCUUCUCAGCACACCGUUCGUCUGGAUCAUGCUCUGGUGCCUGAUGGCGUACAGCAUGCUUGGCAUCAUUCGCUUCAGCCAUCCUCAGCCGGGAAAACUGUUGCGCUUUCUGUACGACCAUACCGCGUUGCUUGCCAAGGUGUGUCCACUGCCGUUCCUGAACGCACAGCUAUACCUAGCCCAGCCAGCCCAGACCCUGCACGAGUUCGGCGAAAGCUUCGUGCAACCGUACCAAAACGGGCUAGGCUAUGCCUUCCUACUCUCAGCGGUGGUAGCGUACGUGGUGUGUAACAUUUUUAGCGAUCUCAGCCGUCGCCACAUCGGUGAGCAUGUGGCUACCGGCGUACUGCUGCUGAACGCGGUCGGGCUUAGUUUGGUAGCUUGCAGCAGCGAUAACUUCUGGGCCAUGGGGUUGGUAGUGUCCUGCGUAUCGAAACACUUCCUGCUGCCCGUACUCGCCGAACGGUACCGUAUGCCGCACGCCUUGCUGUACACGUACGGGUUAAGCUUUUACGAAAUAUUCGCCGUGAACGCUGUCAUCGAUGUACAGACUUCCACGAUCAGAGUGAUAAUGUAAUCCAUUUCUAUUGUGCCCGGCUAUAUUGCACGUUUAGCUAGCACAUUUCUAAGCCGACCUUACAGAGCAACAGGUUUUUUUUUUAUUGCAACCUUUUCAAUACCUUUCCUGACAGUGCACAACACACUAACGUACUAGCUAUUCUAUAUUUACCUGAAACAUUGUUUUAUACAUGCAUACCAAUUGCAAAACAAAAGCUACACGAAAGUGAACUUUUUGCUUUACGCAACAGUAACGAAACGAAUUAUACACAAAGAAGACAAUUGUACUAUUCAUAUACAAAGUUAGCUAGAGAGAAGUAAACAAAAUGGGGGAAAAUGAAGAAUUUUUAAAAGUGUGCAGGAAUGUCUGGGCUGAAUAUUAGCGAAUAGGAAGGAAGAAAAAAGUUUUGAUAAGUUUUUUUUAUAUAUAUUCGUUGUUUAUAAACAUUAUAGUAUUUGAGUACAUAUAAUACCAUAUCAACAUCACAUCACAGCCGCCAGAGAACAGUGAACGUUACGUUUCGUUUUUGAUAAAAAUUUACAAAUGUUCGCACAAGAGUGCAAUACGAUAUUACGCUAUACAGUAUACUAAAACCGCUAGCCUACCAGUGCAAUAACAACCCGGUGUAACAUUUUAUAGUUUGUAAAGGUGUUUAAAGUUUUAUGGUUCUUUUUUUAUUCUCUCUUCGUACCACCAUUUUUACUAAUGUAAGGCUACAAAUGUUAUAAAAGAUGUUAAGGAAGGGGGUUGCUAUAGCUAUGCAGCUUGCUAGACAUGGUAAGAGAUAUUGGACCGCGCGCAAAAAAAAAAAGACAGUACUAAGAUAAAAAGACAUCUUCCUACCUAACAAAUGCUACACGAGUCAUAUUGGUCCGCUAAAUGGCUUUCGUAAAAUGUAUACAGGUAUUUAAAAACCAUUCGUGCAGCGUGUUGUUGUUGUUGUUGUUGUUGUUGGUACAAUGGCCGCUUGUUGGUGUCUUAGAAAGGGGGACGAUUUGAUUAUUGCGGUGGAGUAUUUUUGUGAAUGAUUGUUGUAUAAAUGUACGUUUGGAAAGCUGUAUUUACAAAA